This is a messenger RNA of Trichosurus vulpecula (common brushtail), 2981 nucleotides long. RefSeq names its product anoctamin 9 (gene ANO9). Gene Ontology annotation, biological process: chloride transmembrane transport. Bases 353 to 2614 code for a protein of 753 amino acids. NCBI's taxonomy places the organism in Eukaryota, Metazoa, Chordata, Mammalia, Diprotodontia, Phalangeridae. Gene Ontology annotation, molecular function: chloride channel activity. Gene Ontology annotation, cellular component: plasma membrane. The record is from RefSeq and is a predicted model, not a curated record. The transcript has 24 exons.
GAUCCAGUGGCCCUGGUCUCUUGGCCGUCCCACCGGGACCUUCCACCUCCAGCCCGAGCCUUUGCCCCGGUUGUUCGCUUUGCCUCGAAUGCCCUCCCCACCCCUGCUUCCCUGGCUGCCUUGAAAUCGUACCUUCGAAGAGAACCCUAAUUCCUAACCCCGCCGGCGCCUGGGGUGGGGGGUUUCCUCCUAUUUAUCCGAGGUACACGUAGGGGCCCCAGGACACCCAGAGCUCCCGAGAGCAGGGAAUGUGAGCACAGAGCCUGGUACGUAAUUGGCGCUUAAUCAAUGCGAGCUUUCCCGUGACAGUCGGACCCGAGGCCACACGCGGAGCCUCCUCGAGGUUCUAGAGAUGAAGGAUCCACCGCACCGCCAGGGCCAAAGAAAGGGCACUGAGGAUGAAAUUCAGAUUGUUCUAGAGACAGACAGUUUCCCACUGAUGGAACUCAGACACUUCCAGGCCACAGAGACCUGGGACUUUGUCCUUGUCUCUGAUCUUCAGAAGACAAACCCAAACAGGGCCCAUCGGCGGCAGAGAUUCCUGGCAGAACUCGAAAAGAUGGGCUUCACUAUCAAGGAAGUAGAAGACAGAAGAAAGUUGUUCUGUGGUAUCAGAGCUCACAGCAGUCUCUUAAGCCAGUACAUGGAGCUGCUGAAGGACACCAGCUGUUCCCCUGGUGCCCUGCCCACGACCACCACUCGGAUUCGCAUUGUUAACUUCAUCAUAAGGAAGAAGGAGGUGGAUGGUGAGAAUUUUGAUGACCUGAGGAAGGACCACGUGUUUGAGGCCAAGUUCGCUCUCCAUGAGAGGGAAGAAUUUCUACAGAAUAACUGGGCCCAGUGGAGAGACAUCUUCCAAAAGCAGCCCAUUAACAACAUUAGAGACUACUUUGGGGAGAAGGUGGCCUUAUACUUUGCUUGGCUGGGUUGGUACACCGUGAUGCUGGUGCCUGCGGCUGUCGCUGGCCUUCUCGUCUUCCUCAGUGGCUUCUCCCUCUUUCAUGCCAGCCAGAUCAGCAAAGAGAUCUGUGAGGCCAACGAAACCAUCAUGUGCCCGCUCCAAGACCAUCAGCGCAAAUACUGGAGACUUUCAGAGACUUGCACCUUUGCCAAGCUCACACACCUCUUUGACAACGAGGGCACGGUGUUCUUUGCCAUCUUCAUGGCACUGUGGGCCACUGUGUUUCUGGAGUUCUGGAAGCGGGCACGGGCACAGACUGCCUUUGGCUGGAACCUGUAUGGGUGGGAUGAGGACCAGGAGGAGCUUGCCAUGGAGCUGAUCAACAACCCCACCUACCAAUUACGGAAGCACCAGCAUUCCUAUCUGCGAAGUGGUGCUAUCCUCCUCUUCUCCCUGGUCAUGAUCUGCUUGCUGAUUGGCAUGGCCCAUGUCCUGGUUCUCUAUCGGGUCAUGGCUACCUUCCUCUUCAGCCACUCAGCAUUGCCCUUCCUGGAGCGGCAGCUGACCACGGCGGUAGUGGUCACGGGAGCCCUGGUGCAUUACAUGAUCAUUGUGGUCAUGACCAAGGUGAACAGGAAGGUGGCUUUGAAGCUUUGUGACUUUGAGAAACCUCGGACGUUCCCAGAGCGAGAGAGCAAUUUCACUGUCAAGUUCUUCACCUUCCAGUUCUUUACCCAUUUCUCAUCCCUCAUCUACACUGCCUUCUUCCUGGGCAGGAUAAACGGGCACCCAGGAAACCAAGUCCGAAUUGGUGGUCAGUGGAGGCUGGAAGAGUGCCACCCCAGUGGCUGCAUGAUGGACUUGUUUGUGCAAAUGGCCAUCAUCAUGGGCCUGAAACAGACCCUCAGCAACUGUGUGGAAUAUCUGAGCCCGUGGCUGACUUACCGCAUAGGGAAGCUAACAGAGUGGCCCCAGGGCAGCAGGCUGCAUGAUCCAAGCCUGGAGGAGUGGCUGAAAAACUAUUCCCUGAAUGAAGUUAACGUUUUCAGCCUGUUUGAGGAGUUUAUGGAAAUGAUGAUCCAGUAUGGUUUUACCACCAUCUUUGUGGCUGCCUUCCCCCUGGCCCCACUCCUGGCAUUUUUUAGCAACCUCAUUGAGAUCCGUCUGGAUGCCAUCAAGAUGGUCAAACUGCAGCGGCGGCUGGUACCUCGAAAGACAAAUGACAUUGGGACCUGGCUGCAGGUGCUUGAGGCCAUUGGGGUGCUGGCAGUCAUCGCUAAUGGGAUGGUCAUUGCUUUUACGUCUGAAUUCAUCCCCCGUCUCAUGUAUAAGUACCACUAUGGACCAUGUAGCCGGGGAAGGAACAUCACAGCUGACUGUCUGACCGGAUACGUCAACCACAGCCUUUCCGUUUUCCAUACCAAGGACUACAAGGACCAAUUCCCAAGCCAAGGAAUAGAGAGUGUGACUGAGUGCAGGUACCGGGAUUACCGGAAUGGGACCGAUUACAACUACUCCAAUGAGUUCUGGUUCCUCCUGGCCUCCAGGCUGGCCUUUGUCAUUCUCUUUGAGCAUGUGGCCUUGUGCGGUAAACUUAUCGCUGCCUGGUUUGUCCCUGAUGUCCCCCAGUCUGUGAAAAACAAAGACCUUGAGGAAAAAUAUGAGGCUCUUCGUAAAAAACUCUGCCUCAGCUCCAGAGUCACUGAUGUGUAGGGAGGCUGGAAGAAGGAUCAGAAGAGCCUAAGGUGACCCAAAGUAGCCUCUGUCCAGCCUGGAUGCUAUGUGACCUCUGAGCUCCCAAGGCUUCUGUGAUGUCCUCUUGAAUCCUGUCUGUCCCUGGGGUACUGGGAAAUGAGGCAGCAGUAUUAGAAGGAGAGGCAAUCCUUCUGCAUGUCCUGCCUUCCUUUGUGAACAAGCCCUCAGCCCCUCAGCCUGGUCCCUGGCCAGCUGGACCCUGGAUCUGAUCAGGAGUACCUGAGCGGGAUUUCUACCCAGCCACACACUCCUUCAAACCCAAAUCUCUGGGUUGCCCUUUCUUUAGGCAGCCUGUCUUUCCUGGAAGGACUAAGGCAGCCUGACU